GUCUCCAAUGCAAGACAAGAACGAUUCUUCAAUCACUGGCAAAGACAACACCAAUUGUAUUCGUAACUAUCGACCAUCAUCCUUCAACAAUUAAAACUAUAAAAGACCAUGAGUAGUCAUCAUCCCUUAUCCACCUUGAGUUUCAUAUGAACUCAUAACAACCGCUCCAAAAUCCUUGCAGUAUCUUAGUUGUAGAGUGGUAUCCUCCAUUUUCUUUCUAAGAAAAAAAGAAAAGAACCAAAAAAGACUAAACCAACAAAAAAAAAAACACAAAAAAAAGAGGGAGUCUGAGGAACAAGGGGAGCUCACUGGCGCCGUCACCAUUGCCAGAGUUGCUGUCUUCUUGCUGGAACCACCACCACCGGCAAAUCAUCAUCAAGAAAGCAAUAGAAAACAAAACAGCAAAGAAAAGGGACCAAAAAAAAUAGAAGAAUGAAAUUUCUGGGUUGGUACGUGAAGAUAUCACUUCUUUCCGCCAUGGUUGGAGGUUCAAUGGAAUUGUUCAUGAUCAAAACUGGCUUCUAUGAUAAAGUAACUGUUUUGGAGUCAGAGAAGAGAGUUUGGGAGAAUAGUCCUGAAGCUCAAGCUAGGAGAGAAGCUUUGAAUCCUUGGAGGCAUGUUGAUGCAGGAACUAGGAAAAGUUCCUAGGCCCUAGCUACGUUUUGGAGUUGUGCAGGCACUCAGAAUUUUGUUUUGAAGAUCAUCAUAAAGGCUACUUCAGCCGAUAGGAUUGAAAUUUUCGCGGAGGGUUUCAUGAACUUUGCUGAGUAUUCUCUGGUUUGCAUAUUGGAAGCACACUUCCAGAUUAUGAUAAUUUUUAGUUGUAGUUGGACUCGGUUGUCGAAUCUUAAUUUACUUUCAUACCUUUGAUCAUUGUUAAAUGACUGUGUAGCCUGAACUACCAUACCUCAUUGGGGGAUGGUGAAAAUUUUGCUUUUUCUUAUUUACGACUUGUCAGAUUAUUGAAGUAAAGGAGACAUAGAAGGGUACCAUACUCCAUUAGGCUUGUCAAA
This is a messenger RNA of Coffea eugenioides, 1013 nucleotides long. RefSeq lists its product as uncharacterized. The record is from RefSeq and is a predicted model, not a curated record. NCBI's taxonomy places the organism in Eukaryota, Viridiplantae, Streptophyta, Magnoliopsida, Gentianales, Rubiaceae. Bases 433 to 648 code for a protein of 71 amino acids. The transcript is spliced from 4 exons.